GGAAAACCACGUUCUUGGGAUGAUCGUAAUAUCUUGAGCCUUGGGAUAUACAUGUAAGAUCAUGACAGGAAUUGCCGAGUGUAUCACUCUAAACAAUGGGGUGGAGAUGCCAAUGGUUGGACUGGGGACAUUCCAAGGCAACUACCAAUACACAAGUGUAUUUGACGUUGUUGUAUCGAGUGUCACACAGGCCAUUGUGACAGGCUACAGACACCUCGACACUGCAUUCAUAUACAACACAGAAGAUGCUGUCGGUGAGGCUAUUAGGGGGAAGAUACAAGAUGGAACAGUGACCAGGAAGGAUUUAUUUGUAACAACCAAGUUGUGGUGCCCAUACCAUGAGAAGGACAGGGUAAAGGAAUGUCUGCAGAAGAGUUUGAAAAAUCUUGGCCUCGAGUAUGUCGACCUCUAUCUGAUUCAUUGGCCUACACCGAUGGUGUAUUCAACAGAGCAGACCUGGCCAAAAGACGAAAAUGGAAAAAGUAUUUACUCUAAGACAGACUACGUAGAAACUUGGCAGGGAAUGGAAGCAUGUGUAGCAUCGGGGCUCGCUAGAUCCAUCGGAAUGUCAAACUUCAACCAACAUCAACUACAGAGGAUCCUUGACAAUUGCUCAAUCAUUCCAGCGGUGUUACAGAUCGAGAGCAAUCCAUUCUUUACGAACACACCACUAAUCGAGUUCUGCAAAAAGAACACCAUUAACGUUGUUGCGUAUAGCCCACUUGGCAAGCCGUACAGAACUUGGGAUAAUGACCCUGAGAAGGAUCCAUAUUUCAACACAAAUGAGACUAUAUUAAAACUGGCGGAGAAAUAUAAGAGAACCCCUGGCCAGAUAAUGCUAAGAUACCAAAUACAGAGAGGUGUGGGCGUAGUCCCAAAGAGCAACGACAAACAAAGGCAAACCGAUAACAUACAGAUAUUUGAUUUUGAAUUCAGCGUGGAAGACAUGAAGUCGUUGCACGAACUUAAUAGAGAUUUCAGGAUACUGAAGUUAGAACCAUUGGCAGACAGUCCAGAAUAUCCAUUCAAUGAGCCAUACAUCGGUAUGUGAUGUGCUACAACUACAAUGGACCCAUCCUUCGAUCACAGGGCUUCACGAUCCACAACUCUCUUUCGGAUUCUGGAUAUCUGCUUAGGAGUAUGCAAUGAACCUUACUGAUACCUACUGGCAGUGAAAAUAAACAAACCGCUAAUAUUUGAUUUGACUAACGUAUACAGCAAAUAAAUGGACAUGUGCAAUAUCAGCCU
Messenger RNA from Owenia fusiformis, 1248 nucleotides. Lineage: Eukaryota; Metazoa; Annelida; Polychaeta; Sabellida; Oweniidae. The record is from the annotation of a GenBank genome assembly.